UAGGUUCUUGAUUUACAUAUAAAUAUUUUUCUCUCUUCUUAUUCUUUCUUUACACUUCUCUUGUAGUAGCUAGGGUUAUAGCCACUUAGGGUUUUACAGAACCAAAAACAAGAAUGGUGAGAGGAAAAACUCAGAUGAAGAGAAUAGAGAACGCGACGAGCCGACAAGUAACCUUUUCGAAGAGAAGAAAUGGACUGCUGAAAAAAGCUUUCGAGCUCUCAGUUCUUUGUGAUGCUGAAGUUGCACUUAUAAUCUUCUCUCCCAGAGGAAAGCUCUACGAGUUCUCCAGUUGCAGUACUAGUAAGACCAUAGAGAGGUAUCAGAAGAAAGCUAAGGAUCUAGGGAUAAGCAUCAAAACUGCUCAAGAUUGCAUGAACCAGGAAGAUUCUCUUAGCCUGGCAAAGAAGAUGGAGAUUCUUGAAGUUUCUAAAAGAAAACUGAUGGGAGAUGGAUUAGAACCGUGUUCUAUUGAUGAGCUACAACAACUAGAGAAUCAGCUGGAUAAAAGCUUAACAAAAAUCAGAACGAGAAAGAAUCAGCUGUUCAGAGAGCAGAUUGAGAAGCUAAGGGAAGAGGAGAGAAUUCUGAUGGACGAAAAUAAGAAGUUGCGAGAAAAGUAUGGGAUAAAAUCAACGGAAGAGACAAAGAAGCAAGAAAUAGCAGAGAGAUCAGAAAGCAUGGAGGUUGAAACUGGACUGUUCAUAGGUCCUCCCGAAUCAAGAAAACCUCAAAAACCUUAGCGGAACUAUUUCAUUUUAUUUUAAUUUUUCUACUCUCUUUUUUUUUCCUGGUCAAGAUAGUGGAUAAAAGGAGUUGAUCCUUAUACAAAUAAUGCGACCAAUAAGUAAAGCAAAUUAAUUUGCGUCGAUUAAGUGUACAAUUUCUUGAUAAUGUGUAUCAUAAUAAGCUAUAAACGUGUAGCAUUAUUUCUGUAA
Molecule: messenger RNA, 935 nt
Organism: Mercurialis annua (annual mercury)
Lineage: Eukaryota; Viridiplantae; Streptophyta; Magnoliopsida; Malpighiales; Euphorbiaceae
Product: agamous-like MADS-box protein AGL19
Exons: 8
Coding region: 114-740 (208 amino acids)
Biological process (GO): positive regulation of transcription by RNA polymerase II
Cellular component (GO): nucleus
Molecular function (GO): RNA polymerase II cis-regulatory region sequence-specific DNA binding; DNA-binding transcription factor activity, RNA polymerase II-specific; protein dimerization activity
Source: RefSeq, a predicted model, not a curated record